AUGAAGCUUUUGGUUGUCUUUUUUGGAACAGUUCUCGUUGCUCAGCUAGGUGCUGUCAACUCUUUCCCUAAUGACGUCAUAGAAGAGUAUCAGGACUUUCAAUAUAUGGAAAACAACAAUAUGCUAACUGAAGAUGUUCGAAUAUCUGUGAGAGCUUGCUACUUCUGGACGUGCAAUAACUUCUGCAGAAGUAGGGGCUUCUUAGUUGGUAGAUGCAUUUCUGCUAAUAUUUGUCACUGUUCAUAG
Arctia plantaginis is the source of this 246-nucleotide messenger RNA. The record is from the annotation of a GenBank genome assembly. NCBI's taxonomy places the organism in Eukaryota, Metazoa, Arthropoda, Insecta, Lepidoptera, Erebidae.